GAGGUCCUGCAACGCCUGAGAGACUUCCAGCUCUUCCUCAAGGCUGAAAAAUGCUCAUUCCACCAGUCCUCAGUGCAGUUCCUUGGUUAUAACAUCGACCACAGUGGCAUCCGGAUGGACGAGGGGAAGGUGGCAGCUAUCAAGAACUGGCCAAUUCCCACUACCGUCAAAGAGCUCCAGCGUUUCCUCGGCUUCGCCAACUUUUACAGAAGAUUCAUCCAGAAUUACAGUUCCAUUACCAGUCCACUUACAAGCCUCCUCCGCAACAAGCCCAAGUCUCUGUCCUGGACUCCAUCUGCCACAGAAGCAUUUAACACCUUGAAACAAGCCUUCACGACCGCUCCACUCCUGGUGCAUCCCGACCCUGACAAAGCCUUCGUCGUGGAAGUCGACGCCUCAACCACCGGAGUUGGAGCGGUAUUGUUGCAGCAGCAGGGGAACCCCGACUCCAUCCAUGUGCCUUCUUCUCCCGCAAGCUCAACCCGGCGGAGGUGA
Megalobrama amblycephala (Wuchang bream) is the source of this 495-nucleotide messenger RNA. RefSeq lists its product as uncharacterized. The transcript has a single exon. Lineage: Eukaryota; Metazoa; Chordata; Actinopteri; Cypriniformes; Xenocyprididae. The record is from RefSeq and is a predicted model, not a curated record. The coding region runs from base 115 to 495 and encodes 126 amino acids.